Molecule: messenger RNA, 3240 nt
Organism: Morus notabilis
Lineage: Eukaryota; Viridiplantae; Streptophyta; Magnoliopsida; Rosales; Moraceae
Product: pentatricopeptide repeat-containing protein At1g71210, mitochondrial
Exons: 1
Coding region: 349-3060 (903 amino acids)
Molecular function (GO): protein binding
Source: RefSeq, a predicted model, not a curated record
ACUUGCCAAGAAAGAAUUAGCCCAAAAAAAAAAAAAAGAGUAUUAAUGGGGUUUAGCAGAGUGUAGUAGUCUCUAUGGAACACCACCAUAGAGAUACAACAAUCUCGAAUCAAGCUGAAGAAGAACCUCGCCGCCGGUAUGUUCCUUAGAACUUCUACUCUUGGACAUAUCAAUUUCGUCCUUGGCAUUCUCAAUUCCCUUUCUCUCUUUCUCUAUCCACACAGACAUUUCAUCGAACAUUUUACCUGCGUUUCUCCUCAUCAAUGGAAGUCAAGUUUCGAUCUUUUGCUUGAAUUUGAAUCGUUUUCUUCUCUUGAGUAAAGGAGAUCUGGAAACCCAAUUCGCCUAAUGAUAAUGCAAUCGCUCCCAGCGAGGAAUUUGUUCAAAAUUAGGGCAAAUCAUCUAUCCAAAUCCCAGCUCGUUGUAAUCCUCAACAACGUAAUCGAUCCUUAUUCUUCUCCUUAUGGCGAUAGGAAUUGUAGCCCUGCAACUUCAUGGUUACCUUCAAGAACAGCGACGACCUUUUAUGGCGAUAUGAGAGACUUGAGCCAGUCGUUGAAGGAAUCCACGGUUUUGUCCUUCAAGGAAUGGUUCAAGAGCCGCAACGACGCCCUUUUCGUUGAGAUCUUCAAAAUCCUCAGAACCGCCACAAACGACAACAGCGACGACGGCGACGACGUGUCGUCUGGCCGCUCCGCGGAUUUGGCCCUCGCCAAUCUAGGACUAAAACUCGACGAGCGGUUUGUAUUGAAUGUUCUUAGCUAUGGCCGCACCCGCAAGGACGUUCUCUCGUGCCUCAAGUUCUUCGACUGGGCCGGUCGGCAACCGGGGUUUCACCACACCCACUCCACGUUCCACGCCAUUUUCAAGAUUCUGUCUAGGGCUAAGCUCAUGUCUCUCAUGCUUGACUCCCUCGAUAGCUACACCAAGCAUAGCACCGCUUAUAGGGUUCGGUUCCACAGCACUUUGGUGAUGGGUUAUGCCGUCGCUGGAAAACCGGAGUUUGCUCUUCAACUGUUCAGCACAAUGCGGUUUCAUGGAAUCGACUUGGAUAGCUUCGGUUACAACGUGCUUUUGAACGCUUUGGUGGAGAACAGUAAUUUUGAUGCUGUUAAGGAGAUUUUUAAGCAGAUUCAGAUGAGGGGUUUUGAGAAUGAGGCUACAUGUUCUGUGAUGAUGAAGAGUUUCUGUAAGCAGAAGCUUUUUGAUGAAGCGGAAGCUCAUUUGCGCGAAAUGGUUUGCGAGGGACGGGAUUUGAAUGGUUAUGCGUUGCACGCUCUUGUUGGUGGUCUUUGCGCGAAUAAUGAGUUUGAUCACGCCAAGAAGUUGAUUGAGGAGUUUCAGGAGUUGGGGACGAUUCCCAUGAUGCAGGCCUAUGAUGUGUGGGUAAAGGAACUUGUUCAUGCUGGUAGAUUGGAUGCAGCAUUGGAGUUCUUGAAGAAACAAAAGUCUAUUGGCGGGUACGUUCCCGAUAUGUUUCGUUAUAACAUGUUGAUAUGUAGGCUUUUAUGGGAGAACCGGCUUGAGGAGUCAUGUGAGUUGUUGAUUGAGAUGAAGGAGAGCAAGAUUUCCCCCGAUGAUGACACCAUGAAUGCGGCAUUGUGCUUCUUUUGUAAAGCCGGUAUGCUAAGCUCUGCCCUCGACUUGUAUAAUUCGAGGUCCGAGUUUGGUCUCUCCCUCAAUAGCAUGGCCUACAACUAUUUGAUCAAUACGCUGUGUGGGGAUGGGAACAUUGAUCAAGCGUAUAGCAUGUUGCAAGACUCAAUUGACCAAGGUUAUUUUCCAGGUAGAAAAGUGUUUUCUAUACUCGCAGAUGUUUUGUGCAGGGAGGGGAAACUCGAAAAGAUGAAGGAGUUGCUUCUGUUUGCGUUGGACCGAAACAUUAAGCCAAGUAGGGCGAUUUAUGACAAGUUUAUAUCAGCUUUGUGUAAGGCUAGUAGGCUAGAAGAUGGUUAUUUGAUAUAUCAAGAAAUCAAUGAACUGAAUGAAGUUGCUGCAAGGAGUACUUACUUUAGCUUAAUAGAGAGUUUUAGCCGUUCAAAUAGGGGGGAUAUUGCUGCGAGACUUCUUUUUGAAAUGCAAGAAAGGGGUUACAAGCCCCAUCGCAUUUUGUUCAGCAAUGUUAUUAGUAGUUUAUGCCGGAUGGAAAAUCCAAAGAAGCUAGUCCUCGAAUUGUUGGAGCUACAUUUGUCUCGCGUUGAAACCAGUUCUAGAAUAUACAACCUUUUCAUUUAUGGUGCCGGCCAUGCCAAAAUACCUGAGCUGGCUAGAGAAGUAUAUGAGAUGAUCCUAAGAAGUGGGAGGGAACCCACUUUGAGCUCUGAUAUUCUCAUGUUACAGAGUUAUUUGAAGAGUGAUAAAAUUUUGGACGCUGUGAAUUUCUUUAACAGUUUGCGGGGUAGAAGAAACUUUGGAAGGAAACUAUGUAACGCUAUGGUUACUGGCCUAUGCAGAGCCAACAGGUUGGAUAUUGCACUUGAGUUCUUCAAGGAUGCGAAGAACAAUGGAGUCAUUCCAAGCAUAGAGUGUUACGAGCUUCUUAUAAAGUUGCUAUGCUCAAAGCGACGAUAUAGUAUGGCGAUUACUCUUGUCAAUGAAUUCGAGAAAACUGGUCGUGUCCUUACACCCUUCAUUGGUAACACACUUCUGUGCCAUUCUUUGCAAGGUCAAGAGCUCUACGACGUAUGGAUUCAUCGGAUGGAGGUUGAAAACGGGAAUUAUGAAAAUCCGAUGCUUGGACUGCUAAUUGGUGUGUUCUGCAGUCGUGUUAAAUUCAGUCAACACAUUGACAAGUUGGUAGAAGUAAUUGAAAAGUGUUUCCCAGUUGAUCUCUUCACUUACAAUUUGUUGUUGAGAAAACUAAGCUUGAUCAAUAUCGACCAUGCCUGUGAAAUGUUCCAUAGGAUGCGGCGAAGGGGUUACGAGCCUAAUCAGUGGACAUAUGACAUUUUGGUUCGUGGAUUUUUGAAACAUGGGAGGAAAAGAGAGGCUGCCAUAGUGUUCGAGGAGAUGCUUUGCGGAGGAUUUCAUCCUUCACAAGCUACCACUAUGUCAAUUUAGUUGGUGCUCAAUGAAUGACCAGCCUAGUUUUAGAUGGCUACUAUGAAGUUCAAAAUUUUCCAAUAUUUACACAAGUUUUAAUGGUGAAAUAUGCCUUCAUUCGAGGCAUCACAUUGUGUAUAUUUAGAGUCAAUUCUUGUAUGACUCAUUGAUUCCUUAAUAAAGAUAGGAUUAAUCUCA